AUGGUGUUCUCAUUUACCACCAAAAUGCCCUUGUUUGAGUCUAACUGGCCACACCAGAUCGUGGCGGCGCCCGCACCUGCCGGUGCAGACGUUGUGCUUGUCAAGAUGAUUUCUAGCACUGCCGUCAUGGCAUUCGAAUGGAUCAUUCUAAUACUUGCAUACAUCCUCGUCGCCGGUCGCAUCUAUGUCAAACUAUUCCUCCGAGGUUUCGGUAUCUACGCGGCUGACUACUUGUUAAUUGCUGGUUUGGUAGCCUGCCAAGGUUUACUUAUCUGUGAUACUCUGACGUACCAAAUGAAUGCGAUGGAUGACUUUGCGCUCGCGAGUACGAGUAUACCUGUCAAGAAGAUCCGCUUCGCGACCAACUACUUCUUCGACACGGGCAUCUACUUUCCGAAAUUUAGUAUUCUCGCCUUCUACUUCAACCUUGUGCCUGUGACGAAUUCGAGCAUGAGGAAGGCUCUUUAUGGGCUGACUGGAAUAACGGCUGCCUUUGCGUUGACGACCUUUCUGUGCGAUACAUUUUGGUGUGGAGCUGAUCCUUCUAUCAACUGGGCGGAAGGACAUCAGACGUGUACCGUCUUUACGUCUAUGACGUUGAUGAGAUUGAAUUGGUCUCUGAACUUUACGACUGAAGUUCUGAAUCUCGUCUUCCCCAUCCCACUACUAUCAGGUCUUAUGACAUCGACGCGAAAGAAAAUUGGACUAGCCGUCGUCUUCGGAAUGGGCAUAAUCACCAUAAUCGUCAGUGUCGGCCGCUUCGUAACAAUGCUCUACGUCCACAACGACAUAUCCAUCUGUACCUCUCCCUUUUCCCCACGCAACCCUGCCUCUCGAUUAACACCAAUUAGAUAUCUGGGCAACCGCCGAGAUCUGUAUUUCAGUAAUGAUCGUCGCCCUCACCGCUCUACGCCCCCUCCUUCGAAAGUUCACCAACCACGCAUCCACGAGCAGCGACGACCGAACUGGACCUACAAGGAAUUCUAUAUACUGGCCUGGCAGCAACAAGAUUCCAAGAAGGCAUGUUGUGCAGGUUGGGUCAGAGAGUUUAGCCGGUAG
Messenger RNA from Fusarium coffeatum, 1059 nucleotides. RefSeq lists its product as uncharacterized. NCBI's taxonomy places the organism in Eukaryota, Fungi, Ascomycota, Sordariomycetes, Hypocreales, Nectriaceae. Bases 1 to 1059 code for a protein of 352 amino acids. The transcript is spliced from 6 exons. The record is from RefSeq and is a predicted model, not a curated record.